AUGUCAUCGACAAGCACUAUUUUCACCGUCUCUACAAUCAUCCCACUGAACGACUCCACAAGUACGGAGACCAGAAAUGAAGAACAAAACAAAGYUCCUCAAACUAUAGCUUUAGUUUUUCUGAUAAUCCUGAGCCUAGUUGCUAACAUAAGUGUCAGCGUAGUGGURCUCAGAGAUAGAGAACUACGUCUGUCAGUACGAAACCUAGUUCUCGCAAGUCUUGCAUUUUCAGACCUUCUGAUGAACGAGGUGAUGUUAUUCUGUCUUUUAAGCUUGGUCGGAGUUAUCACUGACCUCCAGAAACAAGUUUGCACCGUGUUCACAAGGCUGCAUGGCAUUCUAGUGUAUGUAAACGUGCUUCAUUUGUUUAUUUUAAGCAUCGAUAAAUACGUGGCUGUUUUUUAUCCCUUACGAUAUGCGCAGAAAAUCACAGUUAAAAGACUUGUCAUGGGUUUAUGUGUGGUCUGGAUUGUUCCUGUUAUCACGAUUGGGCUUGCUCCUGAAAURAUGGAUGGAASACCUAACUAUCAUUCAUCGACCACCAUCGUGGAAUGCAUGAACUUUCCUGCUUACAGUACAAGCGAAAGACAGCGGAAUUAUAUAUUUUCAAAUGCAGUGUUCUUGUUUGGGAUUCCGUUGUUGUGCAUGCUUUUGACCUACUUAAAAAUCGCGAAAGUGUCUUGGUAUCAGUCCAACCGUGUUGAUCAUGAGCCGAGAAAUGUGGUGACAAGAUCUCCCAGUGCGAGAACCAGAGUGCGGGAAAUGAAGUGGGCAAAAACUAUAG
This is a messenger RNA of Actinia tenebrosa (Australian red waratah sea anemone), 784 nucleotides long. RefSeq names its product histamine H2 receptor-like. The record is from RefSeq and is a predicted model, not a curated record. NCBI's taxonomy places the organism in Eukaryota, Metazoa, Cnidaria, Anthozoa, Actiniaria, Actiniidae. Gene Ontology annotation, biological process: G protein-coupled receptor signaling pathway. Gene Ontology annotation, molecular function: G protein-coupled receptor activity. Gene Ontology annotation, cellular component: membrane.